Molecule: messenger RNA, 3459 nt
Organism: Echinops telfairi (small Madagascar hedgehog)
Lineage: Eukaryota; Metazoa; Chordata; Mammalia; Afrosoricida; Tenrecidae
Gene: CRHR1
Product: corticotropin releasing hormone receptor 1
Exons: 16
Coding region: 1-1785 (594 amino acids)
Biological process (GO): cell surface receptor signaling pathway; adenylate cyclase-activating G protein-coupled receptor signaling pathway
Cellular component (GO): plasma membrane; neuron projection
Molecular function (GO): G protein-coupled peptide receptor activity; corticotropin-releasing hormone binding; corticotropin-releasing hormone receptor activity
Source: RefSeq, a predicted model, not a curated record
AUGAGUCUCUGGGUGCCCAAGCUGUUGCCAGAUCACCUCACUCGCCGUCUCCAGCGAAUCCUGCCGCCAGGGAGCCUGAUUUACCGAGUUUUGCUCGAGUUGCGAGAUGCUAAUGGAUCCCUGGGGACGGCGGGCGGGCGGGGCGGAAGCUGGGAGCCGAAGGCGGGCUGCGCUGACUCCCACCCCUGCGAGCGAGUGCUCAGCGCUGCGGCCUGCGGCACCUGCGCCACAGCGGCCGGAUCAAGGCGGCUCCGACGGUCUCCCUGGAGCGUCGGGGAAGGGGGUCCUGGCCUUGGGCCCAAGCCGGCGCUGGUUUCCGAGUUCGAACGUCCAGGCUGCGGCCUAGGGUGCUCCAUUCUGCUCAACCUGAACCAGAGGAAGAAGGAAAGGGGCGCUGCCGCUCUGGUCCGGACUUGCCGCUUCCGGCAGGGGGCGCUGCACAAGGAGGUGGUAGGAGGUGGCUCCGGAGACUCCGAGAUUCUCCCUCCAGGUCCCGGGAGACGGGAGAGGGGAGUCGGGGAGGAGGUGGAGGCCAGCGCGGGGCCUGGCCAGGGCCACACGGGCAAGGCCCUCCUCCUCUUGGGGCUGACCCCAGUCUCCGCUUCACUCCAGGAUCCUGCGCACUGCAGAACCCUGUCCCUGGUGGGCAACGUCUCCGGACUGCAUUGCAAUGCAUCUGUGGACCUCAUUGGCACCUGCUGGCCCCAGAGUCCCGCAGGGCAGCUGGUGGCGAGGCCCUGUCCUGCCUAUUUCUACGGUGUCCGCUACAAUACCACAAACAACGGCUACAGGGAGUGCCUGGCCGAUGGCAGCUGGGCCGCCCGCGUGAACUACUCCGCGUGCCAGGAGAUUCUGAAUGAGGAGAAGAAGAGCAAGGUGCACUACCACGUGGCUGUCAUCAUCAACUACCUGGGCCACUGCAUCUCCCUGGGGGCCCUCCUGGUGGCCUUUGUCCUCUUUCUGCGACUCAGGAGUAUCCGGUGCCUUCGGAACAUCAUUCACUGGAACCUCAUCUCGGCCUUCAUCCUGCGCAACGCCACGUGGUUCGUGGUCCAGCUCACCAUGAGCCCUGAGGUCCACCAGAGCAAUGUGGGCUGGUGCAGGUUGGUGACCGCUGCCUACAACUACUUCCACGUGACCAACUUCUUCUGGAUGCUGGGGGAGGGCUGCUACCUGCACACGGCCAUUGUGCUCACCUACUCCACCAACCGGCUGCAGAAGUGGAUGUUCAUCUGCAUUGGCUGGGGGGUGCCUUUCCCCAUCAUCGUGGCCUGGGCCAUUGGGAAGCUGUACUAUGACAACGAGAAGUGCUGGUUUGGCAAGAAGCCUGGGGUGUACACUGACUAUAUCUACCAGGGCCCCAUGAUCUUGGUCCUGCUGAUCAAUUUCAUCUUCCUCUUUAAUAUCGUCCGAAUCCUUAUGACCAAACUGCGGGCAUCUACUACGUCGGAGACCAUUCAGUACAGGAAGGCUGUGAAGGCCACGCUGGUGCUGCUCCCUCUGCUGGGCAUCACCUACAUGCUGUUCUUCGUGAACCCAGGGGAGGAUGAGGUCUCCCGGGUGGUCUUCAUCUACUUCAACUCCUUCCUGGAGUCCUUCCAGGGCUUCUUCGUAUCUGUGUUCUACUGCUUCCUCAACAGCGAGGUCUGCUCGGCAAUCCGGAAGAGGUGGCACCGAUGGCAGGACAAGCAUUCGAUCCGGGCCCGGGUGGCCCGUGCCAUGUCCAUCCCCACCUCCCCAACCCGGGUCAGCUUCCACAGCAUCAAGCAGAGCACGGCUGUUUGAGGGGUGGGGAAAGUGGUAUGGGCCCUCGUGACCUGAGUCUGGGGAAAAUGAUCCCCAGGCCCAACUGGCCAUCCAUCAGUUCCUGUCCCCACAACUUUUACCUGGCUCUGAGAGCCCGUGGGGAGAGCUUACUGCCAAACCCCAGCUGACCUGAGAGUUCUGGGCUUCUGAGAGUGGGUGGAGUCUAGGCCCCUGAUGGAUGGAAAUUACCAACAGCCUAGGAUGGGCCCAGGGUCCCCUUGCCCCAUCCCUUCUUCGAGAAUCAGCUGGAAAACUGGAAGCAACACACAGACCCUCCCCCCCAAGAGAGGUUUUUCCCACAGCACAAAGUGGCCUGUGGCCGGCCCUCCAGAGACCUGGGGUUGUCCUCAAAAACGGAGGGGCAGGGGUGGGGGGAGAGGCCAUUUGCUGUCCCAGUGGCUCAUGGGAAACUCAUGGCAGCCUCUGGGAACCAAGGCUGCGGUGGCAAGAACCCUGGUGAUAUCACGAGGUAGGAGGUGACGUCCCCAGAACCCAGCACUCCCAUCCCACCAAGACUCAUCUGGACAGCAACUGGCUCCCAGAAGCAUCCUGCCUCGCUGCCUGACACUCUGGAGCCUGGGCGCCCCUCACGCUACCCCAGCUCUCCCCACCCACCCCCUAGGAGUUUGCCCUCUAUGAGGAGAUGGGGAGGGGUCAGGCUACACCCCCACCCUAAGCCAGUCUCCCUGUGAGGUGGGCAAUGGACGCCUGGGUGCCCUCACUGGCUCUGGGAGCAGCACUAACUGGGCACAGCGAGUAGAGGCGCCGAGAGCCUCAGAGACAGGACCAGUGCCCUCCUUGCCCAAGUGCCUAGAGCCAGCCCACAAGCCCCCACUCCCAGGGCCCUGGACAACCAGGGCCGGGGUCCCUGCAGGGGCCUGGGACAGAUGGCUAAUGUAAAUGAUAUUUAUCUUUUCAACCAGCUUUUGUGAAGGCCUGACUAAGCCCAGGACUGGGUGGAGAGGGGCCUCAGAGAGGCUCAGGCCACUUGUCACCCUCCAGGGGCUCUGAGAAACCAGAUACCACCCACGCCCACAGAGAGUGGAAUGCUAGGUGAGCCCCCAGGGGUGUGAGUGAAGGGGCCAGCGGGAGGGCCUGCGUCUGGCCAGGGCCCAUCUAGCUCCUGGUAAGGAGGGAGUCUCGGCCCUGGACUAGUGACUAAAGGGACAGACAGCCUGAGUCAAGGGAUGCAGUGAGGCCCAAUGGAGCCAUUCCAGGGGCAGGCCACAGAGUCGGGGAGGGGAAGCCCUGCAUGUGUCCCCCGUGUGUUCCCCAGACGAGGUGGGCCUGGAGCAAUAUGUCCACUAUACACUCAGGAGAGAGGGGCUCCGGGAGCAGGUGGGCAGUGGGGUCUGGAGAGUGAGGUGGGCGUGCUAGCAGACCCCACUUCAGCUGGAGCAGAGGAAGAUAUGAGGGUGGACCUUGGCCACCGGGGGUUGGGGGAAGGGAGAGGAGCCCAAUAAAGGGUCCUGGCUGACAGGAGGGGCCAGGAGGGACCACCUAACCUUGAAUGACCACAGUUGAGACAGCUUUCUCAACUCUGUCUUGGACUGUGGGAGAAGUGAGUAUGCCAGGUUUUCCCUGGCUGUGUGUGUGUGUCAUGUAUGUGUGUGUGUGUGUGUGUGAGAGCUAUGUGUGUGUGUGUAUGGUGUG